GCUAGAGGAGAGGACGUUUCCGCACUCGCCUAAUUACCGUCAAAAAGCACAACCCACAUAGUUAAUAAGUUUCCUAUUGCUUGUUAUUACUAUUAACGUACUUAGUCAUAAUAAGCUACAGUAGUUGUGAGAUUGAAACUUGGAAAAUAACAACGAUUCGUUUCGUAGCAACCGUUAUUAGUAAACACAAAUAAGUUUCAAAUGUGUCCGGUUUCAACAAUAUAAUAUUAUAAAAUUAUGGGUAGUUGAUGUCGACGGAGUCUAAGACAUAAGAAUUAUAAGAUUUUCACUAGCAGCCACCACUUGGUAUUAAAAAAAUAAAUUGGUUCUAAUCGGUUAGGUCACACAACUAUAUCGUGCCUGGUUAGGUUAGGUUAGGUAUAAUAUAUUUGUCGUCAAAAAGUCUGAGGAAGUGCAUUUAUAGGUGCUACCAUGGCGACCAGUGUAUAUACAAAGCCAGAGUGUCAGAAACAUAUGGUUUGACACAAAGUAAUGCAUUUAGAAUUAGGAAUUCAGAUUGUCACUAACUAACGAAUUUGAAUUGCAUUGCUAGUACUAAAUUGUUCUCGGUGAAAUACAAUGACGUCUACGUCUCAGAGAAAUGGUCAAACCAUACUUGAAUUGGCUAUGUCUUCAAAGAAUGUUACAUCCGACAUGGUACCGGUAGAGAGAACUUUGUUAGUAAUUGGGAGUAAAAAUGCAGGUAAAACAUCAUUAAUACAUUCAUUUUUUGACAAAAAUGAAAAACCAAAACCCACAUUGGCCUUGGAAUAUUCAUUUGCAAGAAGAUCUGGAAAAAGUUUAACAAAGGAUAUUUGUCAUGUUUGGGAAUUGGGUGGUGGCUUAGUUUUCAAAGAUCUAUUAUCCGUGAUAGUACAAAAAACGAGAGGCCGACGUUUGAGCGUCGUGUUAGUAUUGGAUCUAUCAAAGCCUGAUAUUCUUUGGAACACUAUGGAAAUGCUUCUAGAAGAAAUUAAGAAACACUUAGAUGAUGUACCAGAGAUUGAAGAGUAUAAUCAGAUUAAUGUCAAAAAUGUCGAGGAUAAAAAGUUUAUGUUUCCAUUGCCCAUACCAUUAAUGAUCGUUGGAAGUAAAUACGAUGUAUAUCAAAAUUUCGAACCUGCUAAAAAACGCGUGCUAUGCCAGUGUCUACGAUACGUGGCACACACUUACGGAGCCUCGUUGAUCUUCUACGGUGUAAACGACGCAGUUCUGGUGAAGAUAUCCAAAGAGAUGAUGUCACAUUACGGGUUUGGAACACCUUAUCCAAAGAACCAUAUCUAUGAUUCAAAUAAACCACUCUUAGUGCCUGCAGGUUCCGAUUGUUUUGAUAAAAUAGAUAACCUCAACGAAGCUGGAAGUAUUAGGUCAAUGCAUAAGUACAAGAGCGUAUUUGCUUCUAAUUUUAAACAGAUGCCAUUAGAAUCUGGUAUCACACAAGCACCAAGUACAGAGAAUACAGAUCCAUUAAACGACCCCAAUUACGCCGACCCGUUGAUAGACGAAUCGUUAAAAAAAAAACAAGAGGUUUGUGAUAAAAAUAUUUCCAUGACCGAAUAUAUAAUAUUAUUAGAGUUUUGACAAUUUUUACAUAAACAAUUAUUCGAAUACCAUGUUAUCGAAUAAAAAUGGUUUGAUUGAUUUUUUUUACAAUUAUUUGAAUAAAUGAUUAUUCGAAAAAUUAUUUGAACACAAUGGUUUUUUUAAAAAAAUAUUUCGUUAAAUAUUUGAA
This is a messenger RNA of Myzus persicae (green peach aphid), 1732 nucleotides long. RefSeq names its product cytoplasmic dynein 2 light intermediate chain 1. Gene Ontology annotation, cellular component: ciliary basal body; cytoplasmic dynein complex; axoneme. Gene Ontology annotation, molecular function: dynein heavy chain binding. The record is from RefSeq and is a predicted model, not a curated record. NCBI's taxonomy places the organism in Eukaryota, Metazoa, Arthropoda, Insecta, Hemiptera, Aphididae. The transcript has 8 exons. Bases 580 to 1581 code for a protein of 333 amino acids. Gene Ontology annotation, biological process: intraciliary retrograde transport; intraciliary transport involved in cilium assembly.